AAUUAUAGAUAUUAUUUUUAUGGUAGCACAAUAAAAUGUCAUUUAAAUCUAGCGCAUAAAUAAAAAAAAAAUUAAUUAACUUUUAAUAGCAAGUUAAAAAAAAAUAUACAAUUGAAUUACUUAAUCUAUCACUUGAAUGAAAAAGAAAAAAUAGGAGUAAAUUGAAUCUUUAAAUUUUAACCGUCGCAAAAAAUAUGAAUUAUACUUACAGAUAAUUAUGAAAUACAUAAAAAAUUGAUUGAAUUUUGCCAAAAAUAUUUAAAAGUCACGUUGAAAAGUUUUUGAUAGCAAUUGACAUCUUAUAGCCAGACAACUUGCUGCUAAGAAAGUCGAAAUAAGAAUGGACUGUCAUCAGCAGCGUUGGGUAGAAACGAUAUCGAUUACAUUUAUUCUGUAUGAUGUACAUGCACGAUUUACCUGCUACUUCAAAAGUCACCUGCUGACAAAGGAUAAUAAAAUAUGCUCUUUCCUAAAACACUGGACUGAUGUCUGUACAAAAGACUCAGGAAAUCUUUAAAUCUUUUAGUCUCUUUAAAGUCUCGUUACUGCAAAAUAUUAUCAAAAAGAUGUUUCAUUGUUUUAUUGAAAAAAAUGGACGUCUUUGAUAGCAUGCAGUGGAAAACAACAAAGAAACUUAUGUCUGCACUAGGUGCCUGGCCUUUCCAACCGGUCAUUCAACAAAAAACACUCGGAGCUUUAUUUUAUUUUAUCAUACAAAGUAUUUACGUUGUUGAGAUUUUUAAGUUAAUGGUAGUGUGGGGUAAUUUAGCUGAGACACUUGACUGCUUGCCGGUAUUUGUAUAUCAUUCGAUGGUGCAAGUUAAAAUGUCAAAUUGUCUCUUGAAUUUGAAAAAGGCUAAAAUUUUAUUGUCGAAGGUUAAAAGAGAUUGGGAAUCGAAUUUAGAUGAUUCUGAAAUUAAAAUCCUAUGCAAUGAUGGACGUAUUCAUAAAAUAAUGAUGGAUAUCUACUCUAGUGGGUUAUCUUCUGUAGCUGUAAUUUAUGCUGUGGUACCGCUAGUUCCAAUAUUUCUCGACAUUGUGGUUCCAUUGAAUGAAACAAGACCUAAAAUUUUGCCAUACCCUACUGAGUACUUUGUCGACAUUGAAAAUAAUUUCUACGCACUUUACACACAUGGAUUUAUAGUGACCCCAAUAGCUUUGUUUUAUUUUCUCGCCUUUGAUUCCCUUUACGCAGGCUUAGUUCAGCACGCAUGCAGUAUGUUCACUAUCGUCGGAAGACGCCUAGAAAAAUUAACAGCCGACCAAAAUUUUAUCAAUAUAAAACGAAAUUCAAUAAACGAAGAAAACGGUAUCAAGUCAUUAGUAAUUUGUAUAAAAAUGCACAAAGAGAUUUUGCGGUUUGCGCAACUUUUAGAAGAAAAUUAUAGCAAUUAUUUUUUUUUAUUACUUGGCACUAUUGUACUUGGCUUAACUGUUACCGGUUUUCAAUUUGUAGUUUUGGCGACAGAAGUUGGUGAAAAAAUACGUUGCAUUUGGUAUGGAACCGGUCAAAUUAUUCAUUUAUUCUUUUUAAGUUACCUCGGACAAAAAUUAAUAAACCACAGCGAAUAUAUCAACGAAUCAAUAUGUGCCGCGAAGUGGUACAACUACCCCCGAAAAAUGAAACUGUUGAUUAUUUUAAUGCUGAUGAGAGGAAAAAUAGUGUCGACAAUAACCGCCGGUAAAAUUUAUAUCAUGUCAGUUGAAAACUUUAGCUCCGUAAUGAAGACUUCAAUGUCAUAUUUCACUGUUCUUACAUCUACAAUGGAUCUGUUUGAUGAUUUAAACUGGAGACAUACGAAGCUACUGAUGUCUAGCUUCGGUGCUUGGCCCUUUCAGUCACGCGCUAAACGACUAAUACUCGCAACUACAGGUCACUUUAUGCUAGAAAGUAUGCUGAUACCCGAGAUAAUUAAAUUAGUAACCAUCCGCAAUAAUUUAAAAAUGGUAGCCGACUGUAUUCCAUUACUAAUCUUACACAUAAUGGUACUAAUUAAAAUACUAAGUUGUCAUCAAAAUACACAACGACUAAAAAAUUUAUUAAUCCGCGUCCAACGCGACUGGCAACUAAAUUUGGAUGAAUCAGAAAUAAAAAUCCUGCGCAAUGAUGGACACAACCAUAAAAUAUUCAUGGACUUUUACUACAUUAGCAUGUAUUCGGCAGCGGUAAUUUACAUGCUGGUGCCAAUAAUACCAAAAAUAUUAGACUACAUCGUACCGUUAAAUGAAUCAAGACCAUCGUUACCUUUUUAUCAGGCUGAAUAUUUCGUCGACCCAAACAAAUACUCGACAAUUAUUUACGUUUGUUCAUGUCUGGUAACUCCAAUCACUCCGACAGUUUUUGUAGCAUUCGAUUCUAUUUACUCCUGUCUCAUCCAACAUUCCUGCAGCAUGUUCACUAUUAUUGGGCGUCGCUUGCAAAAUUUGACAAAUGAUUUGAAUAUUUCCCGCAAUGAAAAAAAAAAUGAUGAUGAUAAAUUUAAGUUGCUGGUAAAUUGUAUACGAAUUCAUAAAGACGUUUUAGAAUUUGUGGCACUCGUUGAAGUGAAUUUUACAAAUUAUUUGUUUGUAUUAUUGGGUAUUAUUGUUAUUGGAAUAAGUUUCACUGGAUUUCAAACAGUAAUAAUGGCCAAUAAAUUGGUAGAUAAAAUAAGAAUUGGUUGGUUUGGAAUGUGUCAAGUUGUCCACUUAUAUGUACUCAGUUAUUUCGGACAGAAAUUAAUUGAUCACAGUGAAUAUAUACACAAAUCUGCAUGUUUAACUCAAUGGUACAGUUUUCCUCAUAAAACGAAACCACUGAUUGUUUUAAUAAUGCUGAGAUGUAAAAUACUGUCGAAAAUAACGGCGGGAAAACUUUACGUUAUGUCCGUAGAAAAUUUUACGUCUGUAAUGAAAAAAUCAAUUUCUUAUUUUACAGUACUGACGUCAGUACAGUAAUAAAUAUAUAUGAAUAUUCAUAAAUAUCAGCAAUAAAUCUGUGAGAUUUAAAAUUAGUAUGACUG
Molecule: messenger RNA, 3002 nt
Organism: Microplitis mediator
Lineage: Eukaryota; Metazoa; Arthropoda; Insecta; Hymenoptera; Braconidae
Exons: 18
Coding region: 592-2937 (781 amino acids)
Biological process (GO): sensory perception of smell; detection of chemical stimulus involved in sensory perception of smell
Cellular component (GO): plasma membrane
Molecular function (GO): odorant binding; olfactory receptor activity
Source: RefSeq, a predicted model, not a curated record